Messenger RNA from Austrofundulus limnaeus, 2486 nucleotides. Its product is annotated as phosphatidylinositol 5-phosphate 4-kinase type-2 beta. Gene Ontology annotation, cellular component: plasma membrane. Bases 458 to 1699 code for a protein of 413 amino acids. Gene Ontology annotation, molecular function: 1-phosphatidylinositol-4-phosphate 5-kinase activity; 1-phosphatidylinositol-5-phosphate 4-kinase activity. The transcript has 10 exons. The record is from RefSeq and is a predicted model, not a curated record. Gene Ontology annotation, biological process: phosphatidylinositol phosphate biosynthetic process. Lineage: Eukaryota; Metazoa; Chordata; Actinopteri; Cyprinodontiformes; Rivulidae.
GCUCUGCGGCCUGUAGGAGGCGCAGUGCGGUCGCCAUCUUGAGGACACCCUAAACACACCGCUCGUCUGGCGGGGCGGCUGAUAACCGUCUCCGGCGCAUCAUGACGGGAUUAUACGCUUCCAAAUAAAACAGCACCGCUCCAGUUUCAGGUCGCGGGUUUCCCAGGAGGACCCAGACGAGCCGCCCGGUGACGGCUCAUCGUUCGCUGCGGGGUUCGGUUGAAAGCGAAGGCGGCUCCGCUGUGGCCCGAUGGCCGGCUAGCUGCUCGGAGGAGGAAGGGUGGUGACGACGGCGCAGAAUGCUCCGCCGCUGACUUCCCGAACAGCACGAAUCGUUCCGCACACCRAGAGCUGGGAGGCUGGCCACCAUGCGCCCGUAGAUCCCUGCGCACACGUCUGAGUUCUGCCCGGUUUGUUUUCGUUGUGAGCGGACAUCAUCUUCAUCUUCAUCUUCGUCAUGUCAUCUAACUGCACCAGCAGUGCCGCGGCCGUCAGCGCCAGCAAAACCAAGACGAAAAAGAAGCAUUUUAUAGGACAGAAAGUCAAGUUGUUCCGCGCCAGUGAGCCCAUCCUCAGCGUGUUGAUGUGGGGAGUGAACCACACGGUUAACGAGUUAAGUAACGUGCCUGUACCAGUUAUGCUGAUGCCAGAUGACUUUAAAGCCUACAGUAAGAUAAAAGUGGACAACCACCUGUUUAACAAAGAAAACCUCCCGAGUCGCUUUAAGUUCAAAGAGUACUGUCCCAUGGUGUUCAGGAACCUGAGGGAGCGGUUCUGCAUCGACGACCAGGACUACCAGAACUCCCUGACUCGCAGCGCCCCCAUCAACAGCGACUCCCAGGGUCGCUUCGGGAACCGCUUCCUGACGAGCUACGACCACCGCUUCGUCAUCAAAACCGUGUCCAGCGAGGACAUCGCAGAGAUGCACAACAUCCUGAAGAAAUAUCACCAGUUUAUCGUGGAGUGUCACGGCAACACGCUGCUGCCUCAGUUCCUGGGCAUGUACCGGCUAACGGUGGACGGGGUGGAGACCUACAUGGUGGUGACCCGGAACGUCUUCAGCCACCGCCUCACCGUGCACCGCAAGUACGACCUGAAGGGUUCUACGGUCUCCAGGGAAGCCAGCGACAAGGAGAAGGCCAAAGAACUUCCCACUUUCAAAGACAACGACUUCCUGAAUGAAGGACACAAGCUGCAGAUAGGAGACGACAACAAGAAGUACUUUUUAGAGAAGCUAAAGCGGGACGUGGAGUUCCUGGCCACCCUGAAGAUCAUGGACUACAGCCUCCUGGUGGGCAUCCACGACGUGGAGCGGGCAGAGCAGGAGGAGAUGGAUGUGGAGGGCGGCGUGGAGGAGGAGGACCUGGAGAGCGACGGGAUGGGGGGAGGAGUGCUGACGGGCUCCUUCGGCACGCCCCCUGACAGCCCUGGGAACCCCCUGAACUGCGGCGGCUUCUUCGGCCCCGGAGAGUUCGACCCCUCCGUCGACGUUUACGCAAUCAAGAGCCACGACGGCGCUGCGAAGAAAGAGGUUUACUUCAUGGCCAUCAUCGACAUCCUGACGCACUACGAUGCUAAGAAAAAAGCUGCACACGCUGCCAAAACUGUGAAACACGGGGCGGGGGCUGAGAUCUCGACAGUGAACCCGGAGCAGUACUCCAAAAGAUUCUACGAGUUCAUGUCCAACAUCCUGUCCUAGAUUCACCUUCUGGUCCAGCUCGUCUCCUCCGGUUGUAGUUCUGUCAAAUGUCUUAGUCCUCUGUGUCCAUCCGUCUCCCGUCUUUAAAAAAAAAAAAAGCGUCCAUCUUUGUCCCCUGAAGGAGGGACGCAUCGAGCCUGUUACACGAACACCUCCUCUCUGUCCCCCGUUCUAUUUUUGUUUUUAAUUCUGUCCCCUGUCCCCGCCUCGUCCUCGUCCUCAUGCCAGCACGAACACUGUCUCACGAAUGCCUUGAACCAGUUUCAGCUUCAGCCGUUUCCGGUCCGUCAGCGGAGUGUCCUCGGCUUUUACUUUCAAACUGACGCCGAACAGCCAGAAUGCACGACGACCUCCCCGCCGUCACKUUUAACCCCGCCCCCUGCUGGGAGACCCCAGAAUAACACGUUAAUUAACAUGUAAUAACAGUUACUGAAUGCAAACGUCCAAAAUGCAUGGCCGACGUCUUCACCAGACUCACUAAAGUGUUAAAACUUUGAUGUUGGAAUGUUCUGUUGCCAUAACCUUUCUGAAUAUUUUUAACUUUAACCGUACGUUGGGUCUGAGGAGGAAAAAGAUUUAAUGUUUAAAAAACAGAGGGGAAUUCUGCAGCAAAUACCUGUUUUAUUACCAUAAGGAUCAUUUUUAUAUCUUGUUUACAUUAAUGUAGCAAUUUUGUGUUUGUAUACAGUAUUGUUUUGUUACCAACAGACAUUAGGAAAAAAAAGGUUACUUGAAAAUGAUUCAUUGCAAAAUAAAAGGGAGUUUUAUCUCGUUUUUGUUGUCUUUA